CCGAACGAAUACCGCUGAUAAUUGGAAAGAAGCAGAUCAAAAUUUUUAUGAAAGUUCAAAAGUUUGUUGCAAUAGCAGGAUUAAGCCGUCUUUCUUGGUCAACGGUCUAUAAACAAUUGACGGCUGUCAUCGAUGGUUUGAAAUUAGAAAACUAUCAAACUACCUCAAAUAAAUCAAAGAUGUCACUACAGCGCUUGACAGCGCUCCGAGCGCUGAUGGCGAGCCAGCCGACGGCGCUGGCUGCGUACAUCGUGCCCACUGCCGACGCACACAACUCGGAGUAUAUAGCCCCGGUUGACGCCAGGCGGGAGUGGUUAUCAGGGUUUACGGGGUCAGCGGGGAUCGCCAUCGUGACGUCGGCGAAGGCUCUCGUCUGGACUGAUGGGAGGUACUACACGCAAUUCCAGAACGAAGUUGAUAUGAAUGUAUGGACGCUUAUGAAACAAUCACUACCGGAAACACCGUCUAUGGACAAGUGGUUAACGAGUAACCUCGUAUCCGGUUCUGUGGUGGGAGUCGAUCCUCACACGAUGACCAGGGAGGAUUGGACGCCUCUACAGACGGCUCUAUCGAAGGCGAAGGUGCAAUUAAUGGCUGUUGAUAAAAAUCUAGUCGAUCUGGCGCGAUUCCAGUUGAAGGAUUUCCCGCCGGAGCGACCGCAUAAUAAUAUUAUGCAUCUGCCGAUCGAGUAUACUGGAAAAACGGCUGGUCAGAAGAUAAAGGAGCUGAGAGACAAAAUGGCCGAGAAGAAUGCCUCCGCUCUCGUCAUAACAGCGUUGGAUGAGGUCGCAUAUACACUUAACCUCCGGGGUAGUGAUAUUAAUUACAACCCCGUGUUCUUCUCGUACCUCGUCAUAACCCCCACGUCGGUGGUGCUGUUCUGGGACGAGGGCAAGAUACCACAGGAUAUACGCGAUAUACUGGUGGAAGAGGGCGUUGAUUUGGAGGGGAGGCCGUACGAGGAAAUCACUGAUGCUUUGAAAAAAAUAGCAAGGGAGCUGUCGGAAAAUGGUGAUAGGGAACAUUCGAUAUGGUUGUCCAGUGAAGCGAGCGAGGCGAUACAUCGAGCGGCUUCUGGGGAAGGUGAUUUGAAGAAACCGCUGAAUUUGGUCUCCGAAAUGUCACCGGUCGCGUUGGCUAAGUUAGUCAAGAACUCAGUGGAGUUGGAGGGUUUCCGUCAAUGUCAUAUAAGAGACGGCGUAGCGGUGGUGCGUUUCUUCAAGUGGCUGCACGACCAGAUUGACGGUGGUACCGCCGUCACCGAGGUGCAGGCUGCUGAUAAGCUACUGGAAUUUAGAAAGGAAGAGAAGUAUUUCAUGGGACCAUCGUUCGAAACGAUACCAGGAGCUGGUGAAAACGGAGCCAUCAUACACUACAGCCCCUCCCAUGACGGUCCUCAGAGGAAGAUCCGAGCCAGCGAUAUGUUUUUGCUGGAUUCCGGUGGACAGUACAUGGAUGGUACAACGGAUAUAACACGUACGAGACACAUGGGCGAACCCACCCUCGCACAGAAGGACUCGUUCACGCGUGUCCUCAAGGGUCAGAUCGGAGUUGGAUCAGCUCUCUUCCCUAAAGGUGUCAAGGGUAACGUGCUGGACACUCUCGCCCGCAAGUCCCUCUGGGACUCCGGGCUGGACUACGCGCACGGGACCGGCCACGGCGUGGGGCACUUCCUGAACGUGCACGAGGGGCCCGCCGGGGUGUCCUGGCGGCCCUACCCGCACGACCCCGGCCUGGUGCCCGGCCAGAUACUUAGCAACGAACCUGGUUACUACAAGGUCGGUGAAUACGGUAUAAGGCAUGAGGACUUGGUGGAGGUCAUAUCCGUCACAAAUGAAACCGAUCAUCCCAGGGCAUCAAAACUAGCUGGUGAUUUCGAAGGUCGCGGAGUUUUAGGGUUCAACACCUUGACCCUGGUGCCCAACCAACGGAAGUGCUUGAAAAUCGACCUGCUGGAUGAUUUUGAGAUAGAAUACAUAAACGCGUACCACGCGAGAGUGUUCAAAGUUCUCGGAGAUAUUUUGAAGAAUCGCGGAUUGGAAAAUGAUUACCUGUGGUUGGAGAACGAGUGUAAGCCGAUAUCGAGGUCUUGAAGACGAUUCAUACCGGAAAUGCAUUUUUUUAAGAAAUUAUAUAGGCUCAUUGUAUUUUAAUCGUAUAAUAAAAUAUGUUACUGGCA
Messenger RNA from Nymphalis io (European peacock), 2179 nucleotides. RefSeq names its product xaa-Pro aminopeptidase ApepP-like (gene ApepP). The transcript has 18 exons. Lineage: Eukaryota; Metazoa; Arthropoda; Insecta; Lepidoptera; Nymphalidae. The record is from RefSeq and is a predicted model, not a curated record. Bases 48 to 2093 code for a protein of 681 amino acids. Gene Ontology annotation, molecular function: metalloaminopeptidase activity.